UCAGAGAAGGAUGACAAUGAAAAGGUGGGCGAAGAGGACGAGGAAUUGCCCAAAAAGAGAGGGCCCAGGAAGAAGGCGAUGACCAAAGCAAGGAUUGAGCGAGUCAAAGUGAGGAGAACAGAGGCGAAUAUGCGAGAAAGAAACCGGAUGCACGGUCUGAACAAUGCCCUGGACAACCUUCGCAAAGUUGUCCCAUGUUAUUCCAAAACACAGAAACUAUCCAAGAUAGAAACUCUGCGCUUAGCUAAAAACUACAUUUGGGCCCUAUCUGAGAUCCUACGCAUUGGCAAGAGACCCGAUCUGCUUACCUUCGUACAAAGUUUGUGCAAGGACUUAUCCCAGCCAACUACCAACCUCGUUGCUGGUUGUCUGCAACUCAAUACCAGAAACUUACUGUUGGAUCAAAGCGGAGAUGGAGCUCAUAUUGCGAGAUCCCAAUUUUCCUCCACCCUCUAUACAUAUCAAAACCCAGAUCUGGGUAGCCCCUCGGCACCGAGUUCGAUGGAUAGCUCCUCAAAGUCCAUGAAACCUUACAGCUACUGUGGUGCUUACGAGUCUUUCUACCAAAACGCAUCUCCAGAGUGUGCGAGCCCACAAUUCGAAGGUCCCCUAAGCCCUCCAAUUAACUUUAAUGGGAUUUUCUCCCUGAAGCAAGAAGAUCCAUCUGACUACGUGAAGAAUUAUCACUAUGGCAUGCAUUAUUCCGCCGUGCCAGCCAGCCGUCCCUUCGGACAGAGCUACAUGUUCAGCCCAGCCAUGCGAUGUGUGAUGCCCACAGACAGUACAUUUCCUUACGAUUUCCAUCUGCGCGACGAGUCGCUUUCGAUGCAGGACGAAUUAAAUGCGGUUUUUCAUAAUUAA
Molecule: messenger RNA, 861 nt
Organism: Hypanus sabinus (Atlantic stingray)
Lineage: Eukaryota; Metazoa; Chordata; Chondrichthyes; Myliobatiformes; Dasyatidae
Gene: neurod6a
Product: neuronal differentiation 6a
Exons: 1
Coding region: 79-861 (260 amino acids)
Molecular function (GO): protein dimerization activity
Source: RefSeq, a predicted model, not a curated record